Molecule: messenger RNA, 2472 nt
Organism: Fusarium mangiferae
Lineage: Eukaryota; Fungi; Ascomycota; Sordariomycetes; Hypocreales; Nectriaceae
Exons: 6
Coding region: 1-2472 (823 amino acids)
Biological process (GO): regulation of DNA-templated transcription; DNA-templated transcription
Cellular component (GO): nucleus
Molecular function (GO): DNA-binding transcription factor activity, RNA polymerase II-specific; DNA binding; zinc ion binding
Source: RefSeq, a predicted model, not a curated record
AUGACCCCAACUCCUCCUUCGACAAACUCAUCUCAGGGAGCCCGGUCUCCCGAGGAACAGUUCCGUGUUGUGAGGAAGAGGAAUCGCGUGCCUCUAAGCUGCUAUCCUUGUAGGACGCGCAAGCUAAGUCAUCCUUGCAGCAACUGUACGAAGCGCGAGGGUAUGGGGACCACCUCAUGCUCUUAUGCCACGCCGGUUACACGCAAGAAGAAUCAAAGUCAAGGAGACUCGAGUCCUGAUGACAUGCAGAAUCGUAUUGACCGUUUAGAAGGCUUAGUUUUAUCCCUUAUGCACGGAGGUGCUAAUGUAGAUGCUGCAUCCGCCGCAGCCGCUGGAGCAGCGACAACACAAUCCACCACGGACAGCGGAUCUUCCGCCAAGGCUGGAAAAGGAGACGACAAUGCAAUGGCAUAUGAUGAGGAGGAAAACAGUGACGAAGAGGAGGGACUGGCCACGUCUUUGGGUUUUCUUAAAGUGGACACGGACAAAGGCAAGUCGCUGUAUGUUGGCCAGGAACAUUGGCAUACCCUCCUUGCCGAUAUAUCUGAGGUGAAAAACUACUUCACGUCUCACAAAAAGGAGUUAGAAACAAGUUAUGAGCGAGUCAAAUCUUCAAAGCCCAUGGCUGCAAGAGAGGGGCCGACACUCCUGCUAGGAGCACUCCCAGCUUCCGAAAUUGAAAUAAGAGCAGAGCUUCCCCCCAAAUCUGCUGUUCUGACGCUCUGCAGUCGAUAUUUCAACUCCAUGGAUAAUGCUGUCAAUAUCAUUCAUGGACCAACAUUUCAACAGCAGCUGAAAGAUCACUGGCAAGAUCCCAACAAGACACCCAUCAUGUGGCUUGUGGGCGACGAACCUCCUGAGUGGAGAGGGCGAACCCUUGAGCUUGCAAACGAAUACCGUUUACGCACGGUGCAAUGUCUGAUCAAAUCAGACUAUACAAAACCUAACGAAUAUACGGUUGAGACUAUGAUACUCUAUGUGUUUGGAGAAUAUUCGUCUCGAUGGGAUGCUGAUCUAGGAUUGUGGUUAAUCGUGUCUUUAAUUGUUCGAAUCGCGUAUCGAAUGGGUUACCACCGAGACGCUAAAUGGUUUCCGUCAAUUACACCAUUUCAAGCGGAAAUGAGACGGCGGACGUGGGCUCUCGUACGAAUGUCGGACGUUAUCUUCUCCCAUCAGGUUUCUCUGCCCAGCAUGAUCUACGAAAAUGAUUGCGACACCCAGCUGCCCAAUAACAUAUUUGACGAUGAGUUCAAUCCCAGCGUCAAGGAGCUGCCCCCUUCUCGGCCAUCCACUGUCGCUACUCCCAUCGCCUACAUGAUUGCCAAGUCAAGAUUAUGCUUUGAGUUGGGAAACAUCCUCCAGGCUACAGGGCAAGUUGGCAAGCAUGUGCCUUACGACGAGAUUAUUCGAUUCGAUGCCAAACUACGACAGAUCAUGCAAGAAUUACCGCCGCAUUUGAAGUUAACGACAUUAGAAGGGUCCCAUGAUCCAGUGACUCUGAUCAUUGCCAGGUUCAAUGUCGAUAUCUUAUACCAGAAGAUUCUAUGCUUGCUUCACCGAAAAUACCUUCCCAGGGCGAGGCAGAGCGCAAGAUAUGCACACUCUCGGAGGGCUGCAAUUGAAGCAUCAUUGACCGCGCUCGAUCAUCUGGCAGUAUUGUACCGAGAAUCACAAUCCAACGGGAGGCUGCGCUCAGUCAGUUGGUUUGUGAAGUCCAUCGCUACCAAAGACUUUACGUUGCCUGCAAUGCUGGUCAUUCUUGAUCUCCACUUUGACAACAUUGCCGCGCAGUCUUCAGUUCCCCAAGACGAUGAGGGUGCUUCAACUUGGAACGAUGACCAACGAUCCAAAAUGAUUGGCAGCUUAGAAACAGCGAGAGAAAUUUGGAACACACUUGCAGAUACCUCGAUGGAAGCAUUCAAGGCGGCCAAGGUCAUCGAUAUCAUGCUAGAUAAGAUCAAGGACCCUGCCUCGAUCGGUCCAGAAAUGCCGGGCGCUCCAUCGCCAAUGCCAGGUUUGACGCAAGGUGUUGGGACUGAUGUUUCGCCGGCUAUGGCGCCGGGUUUUGUCUCACCAAACAGCUUGCCCGAUUUCAAUGCGACGGCCAACCCUUUUUCGACGCCUAACCCGGCCGCCUUUAUGGGCAUGGACUUCGGCAUGCCUGGGUCUGAAGGACUUGAUUUUCAGACCGAUGGAUUCGCUGGGGCUGGUCCAGCUUCCCCUUUCUCCUCCAUGUUCAGUAACCUGGGAGCCAACACUAACGCUGGGAUGGAUAUGGGCGCGAACUUUGACUGGAAUGCCUUUGAAAACUAUACGCAGAUGGCCAACUGGGGAGCAGACCAGAGUUUUCAGAUAUACGGCGCUGGAGGAGACCAGUCAUCCCCGGGACAGACCUCUUCGUUGGGUGGUCGCAGUGGAAGUACGUCACAAGCGCCAGGACAAGGAGGUGGCAGAGAUGCGAAUAUGCAAUGA